AUGCAUUCAACCCCCGAAAACAACAAAAACACAAUUACUAACUCACAUACGGUAAAAAUAUGCGUGAAUGACAUACGUUGUCCCAUCUUCCUCGGUCGAACAUCUUCAUACCCAUCGAUUUGGUCCAUCUGUCUUCAAACCUUUUGUCAUCCUGCAUUUGUAGAGGCACUUGAUCAGCUCAGUCGUCAGCCGCAAUCCCUGGAUGAGUUGACCGCAGCCCAGAUUAGAGCCGGAGAACUCUCAAAGGCCCAGUCGCACCUGCUGAACCAAUUGACCUGUGCCGAAGGCAAGGAUCGACUGUUGCGCUCUGUUGCAGGACAUGGUGUGCCGGCUGUAAUGACCACACGGACAAAGUGGGAUAAAUUUCAAGUGAUGAUGGAGAGCUAUCAGCUGAUGAUGGAGGAACAAAUUGAGGUGAGCUCAAUGGCAAAUACAAAAUACAAAGCAGUAUAG
This is a messenger RNA of Protopolystoma xenopodis, 453 nucleotides long. NCBI's taxonomy places the organism in Eukaryota, Metazoa, Platyhelminthes, Monogenea, Polystomatidea, Polystomatidae. The record is from the annotation of a GenBank genome assembly.